AACAAAAAACUGUUGAGUCAGAAAUCGGUGAGUUCAAAUGAUGUUCUCGAAAUUUCUAACCACAGCGCUACGGCGCAAUAUCCUUAAACCCUGCGGCGGCCACGGCCGUCUCCGCCCGUUUUCCACGGCGGCAGCGGCGGUGGUGGAACCUUACGAGGAAGAAACUACCGGCAUCACGAUGAAAGGUGUGAAAAUCUCCGGCAGACCUCUGUACCUAGAUAUGCAGGCAACUUCUCCUAUUGAUCCUAGGGUUCUCGACGCUAUGCUGCCUUACAAUAUCUCCCGUUUCGGAAAUCCCCAUUCCCGAACUCACCUUUACGGCUGGGAAUCAGAUCAGGCCGUUGAGGCGGCCCGAGCCCAAGUUUCAGCCCUAAUUAAUGCUUCUCCCAAGGAGAUAAUUUUCACCUCCGGUGCUACUGAGUCCAAUAAUAUUUCAGUUAAGGGGGUUUUACAUUUUUAUAGGGAUAAGAAGCGACAUGUUAUUACUACUCAAACGGAGCAUAAAUGUGUGCUUGAUUCUUGCCGUCACUUACAGCAAGAGGGCUUUGAUGUAACUUACCUUCCAGUUGAGUCCGAUGGACUUGUGGACCUAGAAAAGCUUCGGGCUGCUAUACGGCCUGAUACGGGUUUGGUAUCAGUUAUGAUGGUGAAUAAUGAAAUAGGUGUGAUUCAGCCUAUGGAGGAAAUUGGGAAAAUUUGCAAAGAAUUUAAUGUUCCUUUUCAUACUGAUGCUGCACAAGCGUUGGGGAAGAUUCCAAUUGAUGUGGAGAAGAUGAAUAUAAGUUUGAUGUCGUUAAGUGGGCAUAAAAUUUAUGGGCCGAAAGGUGUUGGAGCUUUGUAUAUUAGGCGUAGGCCGAGGAUUAGGGUUGAGCCACAGAUGAAUGGGGGUGGACAAGAGAGAGGGAUUAGGAGUGGGACAGUGCCUACUCCCUUGGUGGUAGGGUUUGGGGCAGCUUGUGAGCUUGCAAUGAAGGAGAUGGAAUAUGAUGACCAGAGGAUUAAGGGUUUGCAAGAGAGGUUGCUGAAUGGGAUAAGGUCUAAGAUUGAUGGGGUUGUUGUUAAUGGGAGUGUUGAAAGGCGAUAUGCCGGGAAUUUGAACUUAUCUUUUGCAUAUGUGGAAGGUGAGAGUUUGUUGAUGGGUUUGAAGGAAGUUGCUGUAUCAAGUGGAAGUGCAUGUACCAGUGCAAGUUUGGAGCCCUCCUAUGUGUUGAGGGCAUUGGGAGUUGAAGAAGACAUGGCCCAUACUUCGAUUCGAUAUGGAAUUGGGAGGUUUACUACUGAGCAAGAGAUUGAUCGUGCGGUGGAUCUUACGGUCAAACAGGUUGAGAAGUUGAGGGAAAUGAGCCCGCUUUAUGAAAUGGUUAAAGAGGGGAUUGAUAUAAAGAGUAUCCAGUGGGCGCAGCAUUAGUUUGAUUGCUGAUUGAUUGGAAUUGGGACGAUAACUGCCACUACAUGGGGAUGUGGUUUGAAGUUGACGGUCCAGGUUCUGCUUCAGAAUAUCUAGUACAUGUCCCUGAACUUCAAGGCUAUUGUUAUGAGCUAAGUUUCUUCAAUAAGAUGUUUACUGUUGUCGACUCUAAGUUGACUCUGUAAUUGUGCAUGAUAUAGUGGUAGAGUUGUGCUUUAGUGACAGAGCAUAGCAUCUAUUCUGGUUUGUUUCUGCCCUUUGUUUAAGUUUUGCUCGCAACCAUUGAAAAGCUUACACUAUGAUUUAGACCAAUUUGUGUUUGCAUGAUUAUUUCAGCAAAGUUGAUGGUGUUUCUGAUUG
Nicotiana attenuata is the source of this 1768-nucleotide messenger RNA. RefSeq names its product cysteine desulfurase, mitochondrial. Lineage: Eukaryota; Viridiplantae; Streptophyta; Magnoliopsida; Solanales; Solanaceae. Gene Ontology annotation, molecular function: pyridoxal phosphate binding; cysteine desulfurase activity. Gene Ontology annotation, cellular component: mitochondrion; cytosol. The transcript has a single exon. Gene Ontology annotation, biological process: [2Fe-2S] cluster assembly. Bases 38 to 1408 code for a protein of 456 amino acids. The record is from RefSeq and is a predicted model, not a curated record.